This is a messenger RNA of Corylus avellana, 4709 nucleotides long. NCBI's taxonomy places the organism in Eukaryota, Viridiplantae, Streptophyta, Magnoliopsida, Fagales, Betulaceae. The record is from RefSeq and is a predicted model, not a curated record.
UCAUGGUCCAUGGACGUUGCUUUAGAAAAAGAGAGAUAACAUUCAAUGAUAAAUCCCCACCAAUUACUUUCUGCUUUCAGUGCUUGGCUACCCUCAACCCUUGCAUCGUUUUUCUUGAUUCCUGAAGAAAACAAUGGCGGAAGCCCUCCUUUCUGCGUUCCUUGGAGUCCUCUUUGACCGUCUCUCGUCUCGGGAGUUGCUCAACUUUGCUCGCCGAGAGGGACUUGAGAAAAAGAUGGAUAAGUGGAGCAAAAUGCUGUCAAGAAUUGAGGCUGUGCUUGCUGAUGCAGAGGAGAAGCGAGAUAAUGGCGUGGCAGUGAAGAAGUGGCUAGAUGAUCUCAGAGACUUGGCUUACGAUGUGGAUGACAUCCUCGAUGAGUUCGCCACCAAAGCUUUGCAACAGAAACUGACGGGAGGAAAUCAGGCCAGCACAAGUAAGGUACGGAACUUCAUCCCUGCUUGUUGUACUGGUUUCAAGAUCAACAAUAGGCUGGGGUCAGAGAUAGAGGAGAUCACUGAUCGAUUCAACGAGAUGGUGAAGCAAAAAGAUGAUCUGAAAUUGUGUGAAAAUGUUGAUAGGAGGUCACGCAGAACAAGAGAGACACUGGCGCCAACUUCCGUAGUGACCAAAGCUAAUGUUUAUGGGAGGGAAAAAGAUAAAGAGGCUAUACUUGAAUUGCUGGUGGGUGAAAAAUGUAGGGAUGCUCAACUCUCUGUGAUUCCUGUAAUUGGUAUGGGGGGCAUAGGAAAGACAACUCUUGCCCAGCUUGUGUACAAUGAUGAAAAAGUGCAGAGCUAUUUUGAUAUGAAGGCAUGGGCUUGUGUUUCUGAAGAUUUUGAUGUUGUUAGGGUGACAAAAACAAUUUUAGAAUCUCUCACCCCUGAAAAUUGUGAGGGUAAGGAUCUAAAUUGGUUGCAAAAUAAACUAAAGGAGAAUGUGAAGGGGAAGAAGUUUUUAGUCGUUUUAGAUGAUCUUUGGAAUGAAAACUACCAUGACUGGAGUAUCUUACGUGCUCCUUUUGAAGAAGGGGCUUCAGGAAGUGCAAUUGUCAUCACAACUCGCAAUGUGGGAGUUUCAUCAAAGACAGGUACCAUUCCAGCUGCUUACUCACUCAAAGAGUUGUCAAAUGAUGUUUGCUUGUCUAUAUUGGCCCAUCAUGCAUUGGGGAAAAGAGACUUCAGUGCACAUCUAAACCUCAAAGAUAUUGGUGAAGGAAUAGUUGGAAGGUGUAAAGGCUCCCCUUUGGCAGCGAAAGUACUUGGAGGUGUCUUACGCAAUAAAAUGGAGCCUAAUGAGUGGGAAGAUGUAUUGAAGAGCAAGAUAUGGGAUUUACCAGAAGUGGGAAGUGAAAUUGAUCCAGCUCUUAUGUUGAGCUUUCAUCAUCUCCCUUCACAUUUAAAGAGGUGCUUUGUGUAUUGCUCUGUACUUCCCAAGGACUAUGAAUUUGAGGAGACACAGUUGGUUCUACUAUGGAUGGCAGAAGGUUUACUUCAACCACGAGAUGGGAGAAAGCAAAUGGAAGAUUUGGGUAGCGAGUAUUUUAACAAUCUGCUGUCGAGGUCAUUUUUCCAACAAUCAUUCAAGGAUGAAUCAAGGUUUCUUAUGCAUGACCUCAUCAACGAUUUGGCUGAAAAGGUUGCAGGAGAUAUAUGCUUUAAAAUGGAGGAUAGAAUUGGAGGUAAUAAUGGAAGGAAACCUUCUACGAAGGCUCGACAUUCAUCUUACCUUGGCGGUGAAUAUGAUGGCAUUCAAAAGUUUGAGAUUUUUAAUGAUCUCACAUGUUUACGAACCUUCCUACCUCUUAUGCUUCCAUAUCCAGGCAAUUGUUACUUGACUAGUAAUGUUCCUCUUGAAUUAUUGCCAAAAUUGCAGCGCUUAAGGGUGCUCUCUUUGAGGGGAUACAACAUAUUUGAGUUACCAGAGUCAAUUGGUGAUCUCAAGCAUCUACGGUCCUUUGAUCUUUCUCUCACUAAAAUCAGAAGCUUGCCUGAUUCAAUAGCCACUCUCUAUAAUUUACAGACAAUGAUUUUGGAGGAUUGUUCUAAUCUAAAGAAAUUGCCUUCAACGUUUGCUAACCUAGUCAAUUUGCGACAUCUCAACAUUCAAGGAGCACGUGCAUUGGAUGCAAUGCCUCCGCAAAUGGGUAAAUUAACUUGUCUCCAAUCAUUGUCUAAUCUAGUUGUGGGAAAAGGUAGUUGUUCCGGGGUAAAGGAGUUAGGGCCUUUGUUGCAUCUUCGAGAGACACUUUGCAUUUCAGGAUUGGAAAAUGUGAUUAAUCUUGAGGAGGCGAGGGACGCUAGGUUAAUUGAAAAACACAAUCUCCAUGGGUUGUCAUUGAAAUGGAGUAGAAACAUAGAUGAGUCACAAGAUCGAAAAAGUGAAUUAAAGGUACUUAACAUGCUACAACCUCACAAGGGUUUAAAAGAGCUCACUAUUAGACACUAUGGCGGUGCAGAAUUUCCAACUUGGUUAAGAGUUCCCUCAUUUUGUAAUAUGAUAGUUUUGAAGAUUGAAAGUUGUGCAAAGUGCACAACCUUGCCAGCAGUGGGCCAGUUACCAUCACUUAAAGAACUUUUCAUCAAAGGCAUGGCCAGUGUGAAAAAUAUUGGAAGUGAGUUUUGCGAGGAAGGUUGCUCACAAGCUUUCAAAUCCUUGGAGAUUUUGCGUUUCCAGAAUAUGCAAGAAUGGGAGAACUGGAUUCCUUGUGAAGAAUUUCCAAAACUGCUUAAGCUUUCUUUUAUAAGGUGUCCCAAGCUUGUCGGUAAGUUACCAAACCACCUUCCUUUAUUACAAAACAUUGUGAUAAAUCAAUGUAGGCAAUUGGUGGUUUCAAUUUCAUGCUUUCCAGAGCUAUGCAAACUAAAAAUUGAGGAAUCAGAAGGGGUGGUGCAUAGAGGCAAGGUUGACUUCGGUUCACUACGCUUCUCGUCUCUUUCAACAAUUUCAGAAUUCACAUGUCAAAUAGAAGGGUUUAUAAUGGAAGGGCUGACAAGCGUGGAAGAUUUGACGAUUGAAACUUGUGAGGAGCUUACGCCUUUGUGGUCAAAUGAUGUGGGAUUACUACAACAUCUCCCAUGUCUUCGUGUUUUGAAUAUUUCUAAUUGUUCCAAACUUGUUUCUUUGGUGGCAAAAGAAGUGGAAGAGCAGCUACAUUUGGGUUGGCCAUCCAAACUCAAAGAAAUCAGGAUAAGAAAUUGCGAGGUCCUAGAAUCUUUACCCAAGUCAAUGAUGCACAACAACACGUGUGUUGAGUAUAUUCAUAUCAGUAACUGUCCUUCCCUUACGUACUUUGCAGUAGACCAACUACCUCCAAUGCUAAAGCGGCUAUAUAUAGAAGAUUGUAAUAUGCUGAUUUCGUUGGAUGGGGAUGAUGUCAACAAUUGUGGCAGCAGCACAUCUCUUCUUGAGCACUUGAUAAUUAUGAAUUGUCCAUCGCUCAAAUCCUUAACACCAAGCAGAGAAUUACCUACAACACUUAAAUCCCUCACAAUUUCGAAUUGUAAGAAUCUGGAGUCGAUAGCGAAGAGCUUCCAUCACAACUCGUCUCUUGAAGUGAUUGAUAUCGAAUCAUGUGAGAAUCUUAAAUCCUUACCCAUGGGCAUACACAACCUCAGCCAUCUGGAUAAUAUUUAUAUUUUCAAAUGUCAAACUCUUGUUUCCUUCCCAGACAAAGGGUUGCUCCCUGCCAACCUGAGAUCACUUUCGAUUUUCGAAUGUGAGAAAAUGCAGGUCUCGCCCAACUGCAUACAAAACCUCACCUCUCUUCAAGGAUUGUGGAUAAGAAAAUGUCCAAGCAUUAAUGUAUCAUUUUCGGAAGUAGGUUUUCCCACCAGCCUAACAUCACUUUCUAUCGAUGAUAUGGCGUCGUUUAACGAGGCCUUUUUUGAGGGGGGAUUGUACAAGCUUACCUCUCUUAAAAAACUUGAUAUUUUCGGUCACUCUCCGCAUCUGGUGUCCUUCCCAGAGAUGAUGCUACCUGUCUCUCUAACCAGCCUCAUCAUCAGAGACUUCCCGGAUUUGAAAUGCUUAUCUUCCAAAGGCUUUCAAAACCUUGCCUCUCUUCAAUUUUUGUUUAUCUUGGAUUGUGAAAAGCUCACGUCCUUCCCAGAGGAUGGCUUCUCUCCCUCACUCCUGCGGCUUUAUAUCCAGAGAUGUCCUCUACUAGAAAAACGUUGCAAGAAAGAUCGAGGACCAGAGUGGUUCAAGAUAGCCCACAUCCCUUGCAUUGUAAUUGAUGGGAGAUUAAUUUAUGAACCAGAAUAGGAGAAUCCGUGAAUCCGAGUUUUGUUUGAUGCAAGUAAAGUUUCAAGAAAUAAAUCCAAAGCAAGAGGAUAGGUGUUUGUUAAAAUGCCCAAGCGACAACGUUGAGAGAGGAGGCCUUCGAAUAUGAGUUUUUCAUUACUAUUUGACCCUCCAAAUAUAGGUAAGUAACUAGAUAUUGAUCCUUUGAUAAGGUUGGCAUUCAUAUUCAGUAACUGGAUUGAUCAUGUUCAUUCAUUUAAUUUUCAUUGAGAAGAAGUAGAUGGGAUUAUCUUAACGUUGUAUCCCCAUCAUCAACAAACGGAUCCGGAUUAUGAAUAUAAAGAGAUGGUUCAAAAGGCUGGUGCAAAUUGUUACAACUUUCUCCAUCUGUGUAUUAAUUCCUGUAUAAUUGGAGGUGUGCAGCUUUAUUUUGAAACAAUGGUUGCCAAUCUGUUAUGUUUUUCUA